This is a messenger RNA of Plasmodium vinckei vinckei, 1596 nucleotides long. RefSeq names its product COBW domain-containing protein 1, putative. The transcript has a single exon. Lineage: Eukaryota; Apicomplexa; Aconoidasida; Haemosporida; Plasmodiidae. The coding region runs from base 1 to 1596 and encodes 531 amino acids. The record is from RefSeq and is a predicted model, not a curated record. Gene Ontology annotation, cellular component: cytoplasm.
AUGAUCGGAAUAACGAUCAUCACGGGAUUUUUAGGGGCAGGGAAAACUACCCUCCUUAAAAAUUUACUUAAUGAAAGUUUAAAAAAGAAAUUAAAAAUUGCAAUAAUACACAAUGAAUUUACAGAAAAUAAUAAUAAUAUUGAUAAAAUUGUUUUCAAAGAUAUAAAUGAUAUAUAUAAUUUUCCAAAAUCAUUUGAAAACAAAAAAAAAACGGCAUCUAAUGUAGAUGAUACAAUUGAAAGUUUAAAAAUUGUAGACCAAAUUGAAAGUAAAGAUGGAUUUAUAUACGAACUAAAUAAUGGCUGUUUAUGUUGUUCAAAUAAAAGUAAUUUUGUUAAAUUAAUAGAAAUGAUUUUGGAAAAAAAAACAACAUAUGAUUUUAUUUUUGUUGAAGUUGCGGGAGUUUAUGAUAAUGUAGAAAUAAAUAACUUAUUAUGGAUAGAUCAAUUAAAUAAAUCGAAAAUAUAUUUGGAUAGUAUAAUUCACAUAAUUGAUUCAUACAAUUUCAUGAGAUAUACUAAUAGCAAUAUAGAAUAUUAUGACAAUUUGAAAACAAGUUCAAUACAAACAGAUCAACCCCAAAAUAUGACGCCACAAACAAAUGACAAUCAAACAUUUACUAACAAUAAUUUAGAAUCAAUUAAAAAUAAUGAUAUAGACAAUUCUGAUUGUAAACAACUAAUUGUGUGUGAUGUUAUUAUAAUUAAUAAAAUAGACAAAAUAAAUGAUAAAGAAAAAGAAGAUAUUAAAAAGUUUGUUGAAAAUAUUAAUCCAUUAAGUGUAAUACAUAUGACAAGCUAUUCAAAUAUCCCAAUUGAAUCAAUAACUAAUUUAAAAUGUUAUGAACAAAAUAAUUUUAAAGGUGCUCUAAUAAGUAUUUCUAAUAAUAAUAAUGCUAAACACAAAAAUGGGGUAUAUCACUAUAACAAUUUUAUAAAUUUCUCAAUCCAGUUUCAACAUGAUAUAUCUUAUAUAACUUAUUUAAGCAAAACUUUAAAUGAUUUAAAACAAAAGUUUAUAAAUACAAAAGAUUCAGAUAUUUUAAAAAAUAUUAUUUCUUUAAAAAAAAAAAAUAUUUUUUCCUAUAAAAAAAUAAAUCAUUUAUUAGCAUCCCUUUUGUGGAAUACAGAAAUGCACAUCUAUAGAGGGAAAGGAAUAUUUAUCGCAUUUAAUGAUGAUAUAUAUACAAAUAAAAAUAAACUUAAAUUGAACAUUUACUAUUAUCAAAGUGUUGGUGAAUUAUAUGAAAUCAACACAGUCAUGACAGAUAUACAUUCUUUUUUUCAAAAUUAUUUUGAUAAUUCACAAAAAGUAACCAACACUCCUAAUCCCUCAAAUGGUAGUUCAUCAUUCGAUGUGAUAACUAAUGAAGAAAAUGACAUAAAUAGUAAAAACAAUUUAUGUAUUUCUGAAAAUUCGGCAGACGUUGAGGAUUAUCUGUCUUGUGACUCCUCUGAUACUAACAAUUCCGAAUAUAACAUAUUUAAUGUUUUGAACGAUUCAAAUGUUUUUGAGUCGAACUUUUUAUUUAUAGGUAAACAUAUAAAUAUAGAAAGUUUAAAAAUCCAAUUAACCGAAUGCCUUAUUAAUACUUAA